AUGUUGGAGAACCGUUCCACCAUGCCUCUGCAAUCACAUUCCUACAAGUACCGGAUAUAUAACAAGUACGAAGGCGGAAAUAGACCUGUUCCCGGAAGGAUGAAUCGCAGUUUCGAUCUUUCGGACUCGCCAAGCUACUACGAACAGAACCGAUUACGAAUUUCUAAUGGGCGACAGGGUUUUGUGAAUAAUUUCGAUGUUUCUGACCGUGCUUCGUCUAGAAAUGGAUUUGAAUUGAACCGAAGCUUUGAUGUGGCGCCAGAAUACUCAACGCGGGAGACUAGACGUUUGGAGCGAAGUUUCCAGAACAGAGGGUUGGAUAGGAGUCCGGAGAACAUCGGUAAGACAACAGCACGUAGCGGAGGGAUAAUAGUGAAUCGGAGUCCCGAAAAACGAAUUCAAGACGGCAGUUUAGGUGUUCGUCAUCGCGAAGUGAGCUUUGAUGAUCUACCUGCUGGUCGUGCUUUCAACAGAGGUGGUCUUUAUGCAAGCUUUCAUUCCACCGAUGAACCGGCAGGACGUUUUGGUAGAAGUACAGGGCCAGUUCACUUUCAACGACAAGCAGGGGAAACGUUAAGAAAACCAGGUGUUUCCUUUGAAGCCAGUGGGUUGCCCCAAUCCCGUUCUUUCGGACCAGAGAUUACAAGACACCAGGACAGACCCGAGGCCGUUCGAUCACUGAGCAAUGAGGCCUUGAGCAAGAACCAGUUAUCUUCCAGUAGACUCGUUGGUGUCACUUCUGAGUCCCAGAGUGCUAUGUCAGCAUCAACAAUGAGAGACAUGCUCAACAAAAGCCAAGAGCACGGCUACAUAGAGAGUGGCCUGACCUUGGAUGUGGUGUACAUCAUUGAAAGAAUCAUCUCUAUGACCUUUCCAUCUGAGGGUCAUGAUGCAACAUAUGCUUAUCAUCUGAAAGAGGUUGUCGAGAUGCUGAAGAGGAAACAUGGGGACAACUAUUUGAUACUGAAUUUAUCUGAAAAAAGACAAGAUCUGACAAAAGCAAACCCCCAGGUAAAAGAAUAUGGUUGGCCAGACCAUCUUGCACCUCCCUUAGAGCGGCUGUGUUCCCUGUGCAAAGCCAUCGACUCCUGGCUGAAUGCAGACACCAGAAAUGUGGUCAUCCUCCACUGCAAAGGUGGCCGAAGCCGCAUCGCUUGUGUCAUUGCAGCCUACAUGCAUUACAGUAACAUCUGUGCCAGUGCUGAUCAGGCUUUGGACCGAUUUGCCAUGAAACGAUUCUAUGAUGAUAAGUUGGGCGGUCUUCCACUUCCAUCACAGAGGAGGUAUGUUCGUUACUUCUCCGGCCUUCUGUCUGGGGCCAUUAAGAUCAACAGUAAUCCCUUGUACCUCCACCACAUCCUCAUCCAUGGAGUGCCCAACUUUGAUACCAAAGGUGGCUGUCGGCCAUUUAUUAAGGUCUACCAGGGGAUGCAACCUAUCUUCACAUCCGGAGUCUACAACGUGACAGACAACAUGCAGAAAGUCUGUAUCUCCAUUUCGCCGGGAAUCCCCCUCCGUGGCGACAUCCUCAUCAAGUGCUACCACAAAAAGACACGAUCUGGCCAAAGGGAAGUCAUCUGGCAGUGCCAGUUCCAUACGUGUGCCAUAUCUGAUAACAGUCUGGUCUUCUCCAAGCAGGAACUUGAUGAUGCUGUCUUAG
Candidula unifasciata is the source of this 1660-nucleotide messenger RNA. Lineage: Eukaryota; Metazoa; Mollusca; Gastropoda; Stylommatophora; Geomitridae. The record is from the annotation of a GenBank genome assembly.